AUUCUAUAGGUAACUUCUCUUCAGGCUGUCAUUAGGCACCAAUGGAUCACCAUGACCUCCAUUCUUCUGAACAGCAAGAUCUUCUAGGGAGGGCAAGUAGCAUACCUGAUAGUUCUGGAGCAAAUGCUGGAUUUGAGGAGCAGUUACGAGACUCUGAUCUUGAUAUUAAGGGUUGCAAAGUAGCAAAAUUGCCAGAAAUAGAAAUAAAAUGCUUAAGUUCUGGUAAUAGUUCUACUACUUGUACCAAAGAAGAUGCGAAUGAUAUGAAGAAAACAUUUUCUCUUGUUACUACAUCUGGAGAUUCGGUUAUAAUCAAUCAAAGUUGUUCUGGAGGAGCUCUGAUGGUGAUAUCUCCAUGCAAUAUGCCUGACAAUUGUUACACUAGGCAACAUAAAACGGAGUCUUCCUCUUCUAACUCUACAAAUGUCAUUUUUCCAGCUUCUCCAAAUGACAGCUGCCAGGAUAUAUCAGCAGAUGCCAGGUCAUCAAAAUGCCACAGUAUUGGUGCUGAUACUUCCACUUAUAAUAAAAUAAAGUGCAGUGUGGACGAUUCUGGGGGAAAAAGUUCUGCAUUAGGUUUGGCCAUCCAAAUUUCUCCUGGACAUGGGUCUGAUAAUAACUUUUUACCUUGGAAACAUGGGAAUGUGGAAAAUGCCUCAGAAGUAGUCGACGAUGUGGGAGCAAGAAGUCGCGACAGUAAGCUGGUAGUGAUUGCAGACUGCAAGCCUGUCAUUGUAGAGAUAGAUAGCAUCCUGAAGUCUAAUCCGCCUACAUUAGAAAAUGCAAUUCCUGGUAACCAUGAUAAAGGGGAGUCUUCUUCCGAGCUGGACGAUGCACUUGAGGUGGUUGAUCGAGAAAUCCCACUGGGGAAGAAACCACUAUACUUCAAAAUUAGAGGGCCUUCACAUGACUUUGGGGUGAAAGUGGCACCUGAAGCUAAUUACAAACAGCAAUAUACUCUAAUUACGAAAUCUGAAGAUCUAGUUGACAAAGAUCGAACUAUUUCUACUUAUGAUUUUGAUCUUAAUGAGGAUGUGGCAAUGGAAGCAGAAUGUACCGAGCUGUUGGUCAAAGAGACAGUUUCUCACAAUGUGCAUGGUGUCUUUAAGCCAAAACCUGUAACUGUAAUGUCUGAAUCUGGGAAGCUUGUCUCCCUACCUGUGACUUCAUCUGCUGCCAACAACCAUAACAACUCUAAAGAUUCAUGCAUUAAAGGGAUUGACCUCAACAUUGCUUCUGCAGGAGUUGAUUUUAACAUGGACUUGCUCCCUGGGAAAUGUAUCCCAGCAUCUUCAAGUCUCCCUCCUAGGGAGGCAAGCUCAAGGCAACCAGAAAGUUUCAGCAUUGACCUCAACUGUGCUAAUGAAAAUGAAGACAAUUUUCAUCAAAUGAAUCUGCCAGCAUCACUGAGGAGACUCCCUAUUAGAAAUUUUGAUUUGAAUAACAAUCCAACCUCAGAAGAUACAUUGGCAGAUGCUCACGAGCCAAGUCAAGAUCCAAGUCCCAUGCAGGUCUCUAGACAUGUCCAUGCUCAACCCUUUCUGGUGGUUGUGCCCAAUAUGCUUCCCUGUAGUGAACAAAUGCAAGGGACAUUUCCUGUACAAGACAAGUCAUCUUAUAAACCGACCUUACCACCACCACAAUAUCCUCUUUCUUGGCCCAAUCCAAAUGGAUUCUGCAUUGACCCUAGCAACCACCUUUCUCCAGCUGUAUAUUCUUCUGGUAUCAUUCCUUGUGUAACAGAGCAAAAUGGGCCUACUGUCUUCCCUCAGGUAUUAGGUUCCAGCACUCACCCUGCCUUUUCUGGAGCCUCCCAGUCCACACAGAUACCUGGUGGGCUGGGGCCAAAUAGCCUUGCUACCAUAAGACCAUGUUUUGAUCCAAAGAACAGGGUUACUUUGGAGAAUAGAAGCAAGGAAUAAACUGCUAGUAAUUCAGUGAUGGAAGACCAGAUUCGACCUUUCCAAUCAGUCACCUUUUCUGGUACAGCAGUGAAAAGAAGGGAGCCUGAGGGAGGAUGGGAUUCUCACCAGCAUGGCUACAGACAGGUGACUUAUUGGCACUAGGUUCCUGCAGGUUUGGGAAACAAUUUAACUGCAUAUACUCUUACUACCGUAGUUCAAAUGUUUUACUUGGCUACGGUAGUUUGGCAAGUCAGACAACUUUUGGGGUUCCACAGAUUAAGUCGGAAAUACAUAUGUUAUUAUUUAUUGCUUCUGCCCAGUUUUGACUUAAAUGUCAUUUUAUUCACUUCCAACAGAAUCUACAAAAAUUUAUGUACAUACGACAUAUUGGACAUUGGUGGUGGACUAGUAAAUCUUCAAAUUGAAA
Molecule: messenger RNA, 2331 nt
Organism: Rubroshorea leprosula
Lineage: Eukaryota; Viridiplantae; Streptophyta; Magnoliopsida; Malvales; Dipterocarpaceae
Source: the annotation of a GenBank genome assembly